UGCACGGAAGCAUGUCCGCCUAUAGUCACGUGAGAAUAGAUGGGCAGGCCCCGCCUUUCCGGCGGCUCCUGCCAAUCAGCUCUCGGGCCUGCCCAUCGCCUCCCUCCCGCCCUCGCGCCAGUCCAGCCGCGCGAUAACCUUUGCCCUUUGUCCCUUAGGGAUGACCUUUGCGCCGUUGCCAAGAUGGCGCUGUCCAGGCUGGGCUGUGGCCGGGGCGGUCUGCACGGGGGGCUCCUGGGCGUAGGGCCCGUUACCGUCCCCGCCAGCUGGCCGCGCCGGGUCCUGCGCGCGCCCGAGCCGGUCCCCGCCUGGAGGGCGCUGAGGCACCCAGCAUGCUGCCUCUCUACAAAGACAAACCCCAAAGCCAUCCUUGCUGCUGUCGUGUCACAAUUCAAAUAUGCCAAUGGGAAAUACGAGAGCUUUUUGGAAAGGACAUUCCCUCGCUUCUAUGUAUUGUAUUCAACUUUUCUGAAAGGAUGUCGGACAUUGUUUUCGGAAGCAAAGGAAAUAAGAAGAAUAAAGUUAAACAUGUCCCUUAAAAAGAUUGAUUUUCAUCAGCUUCCCUACAGGGAGAUGGAAAGACUAAGACAGUUUCGCAGGGACCUGAUCAAGGCCAUUCCUAUUGGGCUUCUCGCCCUUCCACCUUUUGCCAACUACUUGAUCUUUUUGCUGAUGUACUUGUUCCCAAGGCAACUGUUGAUACGCCACUUCUGGACCCCAAAGCAGCAGUUUGAGUUUCUGAACAUUUAUCAUGGUAUGCGGAGAGAGGUGUACCCAGAAAUCAUUGAUGGCUUAGAGCAGGUGACUCGUUUUAUAGCUGAUCAGCAGCUCCGAGACCAGAUGCAAGAGCUCUGCACCAAGGUGCAGAGCGGUUCUCAUCCAGAGGUGGCGAAACUCCUGGCCGUGAGAAGCUUGUUUGUAGGACAUCCUCUGGGUCUGCAAAGGCUGCGCGUUUGGCAAGUGAAAGCCUUGAGCCGGGUCCUGUUUCUGACUCCUCACUUGCCGAUCUUCGUCCUGAGAUACCGGCUGCGAAGCCACAUGUUGGAGCUGCAGCAUCUGGACCAAGCCAUGCUGAAGCUGGGAGUGAGCGAACUGUCUGAAGAAGAAGUGAAAAUGGCUUGUUAUGUCCGUGGCCUGAACUCCACCCACCUCAGCUCAUCCGAAUGCCAAAAAUGGCUGAAGCAAUGGGCGAAGCUCUCCUGUGAACUGAAAGCUAGCUGGAGAGGAGCUGGCCUCUGCCCUGCUUCCAAGAGCGAGAUUGAUAUUUCCCCUCCCCCAUGCCUGUGUCCUGAGUGUUACUGUGGCUUUAGUUAAAAUACUAAAUUCUGCCACGACUGCUGGCCAGAGUGAUCCUCUCCCUUCCUCAGAUGAGGCAGGAGAGUCUCUCAACCCAUGAAAUCUGUGCAAACAAAUGAACAGCUUUUCUUCUGGAAUCAUUUGAUUCUUGCUGGCCCCCGCUCAGUAUCCGCAGGUGGGGUUUGCCAAUCCGUUACCUGCUGCCAGCUCCUCCCUCACAACCUGUCAGGUUUCUGGGGAGCAGAGCUGGAAUUUUAAAACCUCAAGGAAUGAGGCAAAGGGUUUCGGACUCUGUAUCAUGGUGACACUGAGCUUCUCUUCAGGGCAGAACUGAGCUACUGUGUCCAAAGGGGCUUGGCCAAGCUGUCUGCCAUCUGGCAGGACUGUCACUCAGAGAAUGGCACAGAAAAGCUGAACAGGAGUGCUGGCAGCUGGUCCUGCUGCAGAUUGACAGGGCAAACCUAUGGAGUCCCUGGCAUGAAUCUGUGGCCCAGCUGCCAUGGUGGAGGCUGCAAUUCUCUCCUUGGGCUAGUGUUUCCCUUCAGAUGGGCUAGUGCAGAUGUAGACAACUUUUGCUUUUGUCAAACAUGCUGCUGCUCUCUUCCCAGCUAGCCUCAAGCACUGUUCUAAAUGUAUGGUGUGGGGGUGGGGGUGGGGAGGAGAAUUGUCCCGGCUGCAGGUUUGUGAUUAUUGCACUGUGUAGGUGUUGCCCCUGCCUCUUAGUGAGGAUUUGAUGUAAGAGCCAACUAGGAAUUUGUCCUGCCCAGCCAGUGCUGGUGAAACAUGAGGCUGACCUUUCAGCCCCUGCAUUGUUCAUGGGUGUAGUAGGGUUCAUUACACAGCAGGUGUACAGCCGAGCCGGAUGUCAGGAAAACUUGUAUCAGACCUUCUUGAUGGUGCUGUGGUGCUCUAGAGGGACAGAGCAGCUGGCACAGGGGCCCGGGUGAAAUGUGAUCCUGCACUGCUGCUGUGUCCCACCACUGCCAGUCUGUCAGCCAUCCAGUGAGCCCUUAUGGUACUUUAGCUGGCACCUGCUACCGUUUCCUCUCACCUCCAGAAAUGCCUUCUGCUAGGGCCAGGGGGUGCCUGCCAACAGUAACACACACAGGCUGGGGACUCCCGAGAGCUGGCUCUGGAGGUGUCCAAUAAACGUGAUUCUGUUUUCAGAUUCGGAGGUCUCGCUCCUGGCACACAGUAUGGUCUUACUGUCCACCAACUACCUCGGGGCCAAGGAGUGACGGCACAGGUACCGACGGCAACUGUCAACCUCUUUCUAGUGCUGGUGGUUGCAGCAGGAUAGUGGUUUUUUUGCUUGCAUUGCAGGACGAGGGCUGGACUUUAGCAAGAAACUCCUUGCUUUUUGCCUGCCGACCUAGCUCUAAACCAUACAGCAGCAAAGGGUAAAACCCUGCCAGAGCCGAGUGCUGCAAGCAUAUUUACCUUAGACACAGUCAAGUCCCUGAGAGCAAGAACUUGCUGUGGCUCCAUCACUAGGUGGUAGAGUCCAUAGUUUUUGAAUGUGUAAGACUGGCCCUUGCUGGGGCUGGGAAUGAUGCUGCAAUUCUGAGCCACGCAGACUCCAAUGCUCUUCUGUCAUUUUCCAAAAGAGACCACGCUGAGACACAGCCAGGAGCCUGGGCUGUGCUAUUAUAGCCUCAAACGGUGGCACUUAAAAUGUAAUCCUGUCCAGCGGGAGUGCUUCUCUUCCCUGGAUUUGUAAAUGUCCCCUGGGAGGCUCCCACUGGUAACUUAGAGCAGUGGGCAUUAUCUAGCUAGGUUCCUUGUUGCUCCAGGGCCCGUGAAGAGUCACCAGGCUGGAGCAGUGCUUUGUUGUUUUUCUUGUUACGUUGUUAUAACUUUAUUUACUAUGUUGUUUUAGGAAUAAGGUGAAUUUUACUAGGAGGGGCUGUGGGGGGAGCACCUUAGUUGCCAGGGGCUUUAUAAAUGACCUUGCCCCUUCGGCCAGUGAUAUGCCUUAAUGUUGAGGAUCCAUGUUUUGUUCAGUUGUCUUUAGUUCACAGCAGCACCCUGCUAAUGUUUGAGACUGUUCUUCUCUGCCUUAGCUGACUGCUAGGAAGAGAUAUAGGCCGGAUAGGAACAGUCACCACUUUCAAACUUGGCCACUCAAUAACUUAACCUGAUUUUCAGUUUCUGAGCCUCUGCUGAUUUCAGGGGAAGCUGGAGGAGCCCCUCUGAGGCUCAGGCCACUUUGAAAAUGGUGCCCUAGAGCCUGCUGCCAUCGAAAUAAACAGCAAACAGCACUUACCUGUUAAGAACAGUCUCAGCUUCAUUUUGUCAAUGGAGGGAUUUAAGUUCUGCCUAAUCAGUUUUUAGACUUGAACUUUCUGCUCAGUGUGAGGAUUUUGGAGCCAGAAGUUUGGUCAACUGGAGCUCCACCCCUGCACACCUGAAUGUCUUGUGGCAGAGGCUGCAAGUUGAGUUUAAGGGAUUUUUAAAAAAGUUAUAACUAGUGUCUUAAGUUAUUUAUGGCAGUAAAAAUGCAUGAAAUGUCUGUCUUAAAUCUGUGGUACCCUUACAUAAAUAUUCCAUUAAAGACAACUGCUAAGGAAAGGUCUCUGGUGCAUUUUUAAAAUUAGAGCCUGUGUGGUGUCCAGUUAGUCUCCCAGCACCUGUAACUCUAAUUAAGAUAGCUGAGACUUGAGCCCUGCGCUCAGAUUUUAAAGCAGCAUGAUGACAUGUCUAGGAUGACUAACCCAUAGGAUCACAUGAGCUGUUAAAGCCCCACUACUCUAUUUUUCAUAGACUAUGUCCCAUUAAUAAACCAGAGAAUAUUAAGCUGCAGUCUAAGUAAACAGCCUUUGUUUGUUUAGCUGGAAAUAUUAGCCGGCCUUCAGCAUAGACAGAGACCACAUGGCAAUUCCUGGAGGUGUGCGAUGGUUACUUCACAAACAGACCUCCCUUCUCUAAUCUGCUUGAAUUAGGGUCAAACAGACCACAGCAGGAGUUCCUGUCCAGUGGCUCGGGGUAGCUUAAACCAUAUGCUUUUAUCCCCUUUGAGAUGAGAACACAAGGACUGGAGGCAAGUUUGAGCAUUUAUUUAUUUUUACACUUAAAUAUUCUCUUUAAAUACAGCGUUAUCACAAUGAAAAGAACCUAAAAGGUCAAAAAAAAUGCAGAGGACCUGACAAGCUUUGGAUUCACACUGAAAAUCCCACCUGUAUACAGUGUGUGAGAGGAGACUGGAAAAGUCACUAUUUAAAUCCAAAGAGGAGCAGGGGCUAGAACCAAAAUGUCUCCGCUUGGGAACAGGCAACAGCUCAAUAGCACCAGAAGUGAGAUGGGCUGUUGGGUUUACGACAUGGCUAACAGAAGUGGUUGAGGAGGAGACAGUGCAGUACCAGCAUUAGUGUCACAAAGUGUGGGGGGGGAAGGGGGGAGGGAAAAGGCCAAAAUGCACGUUCAUUAGUUAUCUUUGUAAAAAUAGAAUAAAUCCUAUUAGUUCUUUGCUUAGCGCCAGAGCCCCCAUCCGAACUGCUGCCCUAGGCUGCUUCUGUAGUUUCAUUUAAAGCAGUCCAGCCUCUGGUCAUCCUCUGUAUUUCCACAUCACCAGAAGGCCCCAGCCUAGUUUCAUUUGCUUCUGUAACAAAGGGUUUGGAUACAAACCAAGAAGGGAACUUUAGUAUCAAAGAUUUUACCUAUUCAAUGUCACCAGGCAGAACCACUCUCUCUCUCCCUCGCAGAGGAGAGCUGCCCUGCUUCUCCUAGGAGCAGACGACAUGUCCAAAGCCCUUACAGAUACAUGCAGGAGUCAGGCUGGCAAAUGGCCAAUCCACAGUUACUCAACACCUGAGCAACACACACAGCCAGUUGUGUGAAGCAGAGGGAGUUCUCCUCCUCCUGGCACAGGUGACGAUUAUUCCAUGGGGGCCUGGGGAGUGAGAAGAGCUUUAGUCUUUACCUGUGGGUUCAACUAACCUCCUCCUACUCACUGGCAGCACCAUCUUGGAAUGCUGGGGGGGGAGGGGGAAUUCUCCCCGCUAAAGGCUUCAAAGGGAUCUACCAGGAAAAGGUGUGAAUGGUUCAUUCCUGACUCUGCUGGGUACAGGUCAGCCAAGGGGUGAAGCUCAGAGCGCUCAGCAGCUCUCCUACUGCAAGAAUGACUUUUAAAGCCUUGCUGUCCCAGAGGAAGGGGAUUGGCUGUGGAAUUAAGGCAACAAAAAUGGGGGGAGGGCAGUGUUUUGGCUGUCUACAGGAGAUGCCCAGCUGUGGGGCACCAAGUGCAAGAUUCAGCAGCCUGGUUAGGGACCCACUUUUGAAAGGACAGCUGCCCUGGGGGUGGGCCGGCCAGCUCCAUCUAUUCUACAGCACCCAACUUUAUAGCUCAGAGUGUGGAAUUUGGAAAUAGAGAAUUUAGUGAUUUCAUUUGUGCCCUUCCCCUAGUAACAAACCAGGGAGAGAAGAAACAUCAGCACCUGCACCAGUGUGAGCUGUUCUUGUCCAUUUCUCACAGUCAUGGUGAUGGGGUUGUGCUCAUAGCCCCAGCAGGCAGGCGAGGGGACUGCGUGGCUGAUGUUUAAGGAUACAUGGACACUGAGGCCAGAGGAGGUUCACAGUCUAAACCAGAGAGGAAAAGCUAGUUUGCUGACACAACGUUCGCUGCACCAGGAAAAAAAAAAAAAAAAAAGUCAGGCAGCAAGUGGAUUUUAAAUACCAGUCACCAAAA
This is a messenger RNA of Gopherus evgoodei (Goodes thornscrub tortoise), 5980 nucleotides long. RefSeq names its product LETM1 domain containing 1 (gene LETMD1). Gene Ontology annotation, molecular function: ribosome binding. Bases 40 to 1314 code for a protein of 424 amino acids. Lineage: Eukaryota; Metazoa; Chordata; Testudines; Testudinidae. The transcript has 9 exons. Gene Ontology annotation, biological process: intracellular monoatomic cation homeostasis. The record is from RefSeq and is a predicted model, not a curated record. Gene Ontology annotation, cellular component: mitochondrial inner membrane.